Brettanomyces nanus is the source of this 1872-nucleotide messenger RNA. RefSeq lists its product as uncharacterized. Lineage: Eukaryota; Fungi; Ascomycota; Pichiomycetes; Pichiales; Pichiaceae. The transcript has a single exon. Gene Ontology annotation, biological process: ubiquitin-dependent protein catabolic process. The record is from RefSeq and is a predicted model, not a curated record. Bases 1 to 1872 code for a protein of 623 amino acids. Gene Ontology annotation, cellular component: anaphase-promoting complex. Gene Ontology annotation, molecular function: ubiquitin protein ligase binding.
AUGAUGUAUUCCAUCCCAAUCGAUGUGAAGAUUGUCAGUGAUAUUUUUGGAAGCCCAUAUCAUGAAGAAGUCGAUCAGGAUGAUCCAUCAUCAGAUUACGCUGUAGUCUUAGACUGGCUUUCAGAACAGAUCAAUCCAGACUUUACACAAAUGGUUGAGGUCCCGCUUAGAGUCAAAAAUUCCCUUAGGACCAUCGGUAGUUGUAAUGAUUGGAUGUUUGAUAAAUUUAGUGGCAUGAUUCGCCGGAAACUUAAUACGUUGAGUGAAGACGAAGGCUCUUUAGUAGGGUAUGAGUGGCUAGAAAUUCUUCUUCGUCACAUUAGCAAUCUCUCUGAAUUGCUCCAUCGAACAUAUGAAAUUGUUGGUCUCAAUUCCACGCAGGAAAGGCUCAUGGAGAGAUUGGAAGAUACUGUUUUCCAAAGUUGGGUAAAUAAAAGCACUGUUCUACAAGCGAUAAAGCGUGUGUACGAAGAUAAUUUGUUUUCAGACGACACUACAACUUCACAUUCACUUGUAAAGCUGGCCGGUCUCUUGAAUAAAAUUGACCUGGACUCGGAGUUGACUCUGCUUCUACUCGAUACCGCUCACAGUCGCAUCAAAAUGUUUGUGAACGACAUAUGCGCUCAUAGUUGGAACAAACCUAGGCUAAGUAGGCUACUUUCAUGGGUGAAGGAUGAAUUGUUUCCACGAAUGGAUAGGUUGGUUCCGGAUGAUGAGUUUAGUGCGGUAUGCUUAGUUGAGAUUGCUAAAAUCGAACUUGCAAAGCUCAGAACCGACGAAAUAUUUGAUAUCGUCAUCGAUUAUCCAGACUCCAAGUGCGCAUUGGAAGAAGUUCGUCUGUGUCUAGGCACAGCUGAGCAACAAUCUAGACUAGUUGAAUCCUUUAUCUUUCAGAGUAAGAAAAGGUUACUUCAUGCUGGUACUGAUUCUACUGAUAUCAUUUCCUGUUACAUUUCUGCCAUCAGAUCUUUUCUUAUUAUUGAUCACCGUGGAGUCUUAUUGGAUAAGGCUUGUCGACCCAUUAGAAAUUAUUUGAAAAGUCGCAAGGAUACGGUUCAGCGGAUAGUUUAUGCUUUGUUGAAUACCUCGCCUGAGAACAAGCUAAUUGAACUUGCCAUCGAGUUACGCAAUUCGAAUAAUCGAUCUAUGGCACAUAACGAAACGGAACGAGUUCUUGAAUGGGUUCCAGAUCCGGUUGAUGCCCUUCCAGAUUUUCGGAAGGGUGUCGUAGAAGACAUUGUGGAAUCUCUAAUUUCGAUAUUUGAGUCAAAAGAUCUAUUUGUGGAGGAGUUUGUAAAGGUGUUCUCGGAGAGAUUGUUGCAGGUUACAAACUACGAUGUUAGAGAUAUUUAUAAUGAUAUGCAUCUGCUCAAGUCGCGUUUUGGAAACCAGGAGUUCAAUUCUCUCGAUGUGAUGUUAAAGGAUAUGCUCCAGAGUAAAUCCAUAGACCGCAAAUUGAAGGGGAAAGCUCCAGAUAAUGUGCAUGCAUCAAUCAUUUCGCAUCUUUAUUGGCCCAAGCUUCCGAAGUAUUCAUUUAAGCUGCCUGAGGAAGUCAAUGCUGCUUAUGUUGGCUAUCAAAAGGCAUAUGAAGCCCAUAAAAGAGGAAGGAAGUUAUUGAUUUGUCCUUCUCUCAGUAAAGUGAACCUUAGUCUUGAAAUCAAGGGGACGUCACAUAAAUUUUUGGUAACUGCUGACAAGGCGGCUAUAAUCUACUUUUUCCAGGAGCAGCCUCCCAAAUCACGGGUUAAGCUUGGACUUCUUUGUAUGAGAUUGCAACUGCCGUUGAAGCUAGCUAAAGAAGGUUUGAAAUACUGGACUUCUCAGGCUGUUCUAAGCGAGUGCGGAUUGAAUGAAUACAGGGUAAACGAGUAG